Rhinichthys klamathensis goyatoka is the source of this 1151-nucleotide messenger RNA. RefSeq lists its product as uncharacterized. The record is from RefSeq and is a predicted model, not a curated record. NCBI's taxonomy places the organism in Eukaryota, Metazoa, Chordata, Actinopteri, Cypriniformes, Leuciscidae. Gene Ontology annotation, biological process: spermatogenesis. The coding region runs from base 233 to 916 and encodes 227 amino acids. Gene Ontology annotation, cellular component: nucleus; cytosol. The transcript is spliced from 4 exons.
AUGGGAGGAGCGGCUGUCCAGGUGCUGCAGCCCAACAGAACCGAACUGAGGUCUCAGACUCAGACGAUCAUCAGGAGGAGAUAGUGGCCGGAGGAAAGAAGCGAGCGUGCGAGUGCAGGGCGCGUUCACAGUCGGGUUAUUGUUCUGAUUUAACCGCGGUCUCCUCACGAAGAGUCCCCACUGGCAUCUCAUGGGUUUGGAAAUACUGCGCUUUUGAUAUACAGCGGAUAUAAUGUUCAAGAAGAGCAAGAGCAAAGUUCUGGUGGAUGAAGCGUCAGAGGAGGACGACGUGGCGUGGCAUCACGAGCACGCGAGGAAGGAUAAAGACUCCGAGGGAACAGAGGAAGUUCUGAGCCCCUCAACAAAGGAUUCAAAGUUAAAGAAGGUUAAGUCAAAGCGAGAAAAAGGAGACAAAAAGUUGUUUCCGUCUCAGGACGAUGAACACAUCUUGCUGACAGGAGUCACUGUCUCUCACAGAAGAGGGUCUGCUAAGAAAACCUGGGAGGACGACAAGAGCAAACCGCACACAGAAAAAGACAAAGCACACUGUCUAUGGGACAGCAUCACCAUGACGAUGAAGCAAAUCACACCUACGAGGAAGAUUGAUAAGAUGGAGGGCUGGGAACCACCUCAGCUGAAUGACGGAAAGGAGGAGGAAAAACAUGAGCCGGAGAAGAAGAAGAGUGACUCGUCCCCGCUGUCUUCCCCUUUGUCAUUGUCUUUGCCGCAUUCUCUAGGUUUGCCGUCCUGGGUUGGCUUGGGUUCGGAGGAGGACUCGUCUCGCUACGCUAGUCUGACUGAGUCACAGAACGGCGGCCCUGCCCAGUGGGCGGCCCGGGCAAGAGAUAAAUUAGCUGCCGUUCGUCGCAGAAGUCCAGCCAGCCUAUCAGAGAGCACUUGGGAGGGGCUUAAAUGAUUUAAUAUUAAUGUUUGUUAGAAUGGCCACGCCCCCUUGUAUACAACUCGAAUUGGACAGCCCACAGAUGGGAAAAGUAGGACCCUCAGGCCAAGAGUGCCUGCUCAAAAUGCCUGUCAAUCAAAAAUAUUUUUACUUUUAUGAUUUGAUAUAAAAUACUUUUCCAACUUUUGAAUGAAGCUCCUUCUGAGAAAUCACUGGAUGUAUUUGCAGCCGGUGUCUGACGUCACUUACG